Sarcophilus harrisii (Tasmanian devil) is the source of this 5474-nucleotide messenger RNA. RefSeq names its product dermatan sulfate epimerase (gene DSE). Lineage: Eukaryota; Metazoa; Chordata; Mammalia; Dasyuromorphia; Dasyuridae. Gene Ontology annotation, molecular function: chondroitin-glucuronate 5-epimerase activity. The transcript is spliced from 6 exons. Bases 675 to 3572 code for a protein of 965 amino acids. The record is from RefSeq and is a predicted model, not a curated record.
AUCUUCGAAGACCCAAAGUUCUUAAAUUCUUUUAAGGAAACUAAGGACAUAUAAUAGUUUAAAAGCUGAGAAAGGCCUGGAAGGAACAAGUCCUAAAGAAAGGCAAAGGGUUUGGGGAAAUUGGGUUUAAAGCAGUUGCAGGAGGAAGGGGAUCCCCAUAUCCCAGUCUCCUCCCCAGUUCACAGCUGGCUUUGGUGACGUUGCGGUUUCCUCCCCCUCUCCCUCCCUUCCCCCUCUUCUCCCUCCUUCUAACCCCCCCUACCCCCUUACUAGUGGAGCCUAGACACAGCCUACCUCUCCUCGGUCUCCCUACCCCCACCACCCACACGCCUCACCCCACCCCACCCCCUAGCUUGCUAUCCUAGUGGACCCAGUUCCUCCCGCCUGGCCCUAGCCUCAAGCGGCCAGCGCAUCCUGGGGGGCAGUGGAGAAGCGCAGAGCUAGGAGUUCCUGGCGCACAUCCAUGGAGCAGCGGGGACUAAGGGGCGCCAAGGGAGGCGGUCUUCCCCCACCCAAGGCUCCGGCCGCCAUGGAGUGAAAACGGGGCGGCGGGGGGCCUCAGAGCCCGGGCCGAGACUGGGAGCCUAUUGAGGACUGAGCGGCUGCAGCGGCCCAGGAACGGAUAUUUCGAAGAUGGUUUGGCUGCCUUUGCGACUUAGAGAUCUGAUGCCAUAAUGAGGACUCACACACGGGGAGCUCCCAGUGUGUUUUUCAUACAUCUAUGUUAUUUUGUGGCAGCCUAUAUCACUGACGAGAACCCUGAAGUCAUGAUUCCUUUCAUCAAUGCCAACUAUGACAGCCACCCAAUGCUGUAUUUUUCCAAGGGAGAAGUAGAAGAGCUGCAGCGGAGAGCAGCCAGUACACAUCGGCACAUUGCUGCAAGGUUGACUGAAGCAGUGCAAAUGAUGCUGUCCAGUCCUCUGGAGUAUCUGCCUCCUUGGGAUCCCAAGGAUUACAGUGCAAGGUGGAAUGAAAUCUAUGGCAACAACCUGGGUGCCUUGGCAAUGUUCUGUGUGCUGUAUCCCGAGAAUAUCGAAGCCCGAAAUAUGGCCAAGGAUUACAUGGAGAGGAUGGCUGCUCAGCCUAGUUGGCUAGUAAAAGAUGCUCCUUGGGAUGAGGUCCCCCUUGCUCACUCUCUGGUUGGUUUUGCCACUGCCUAUGACUUCCUGUACAACUACCUGAGCAAGACUCAACAGGAGAAGUUUCUUGAAGUUAUUGCCAAUGCCUCAGGAUACAUGUAUGAAACAUCAUACCGCCGAGGAUGGGGGUUCCAAUACCUGCACAAUCACCAGCCUACCAAUUGUAUGGCUCUGUUGACGGGAAGCCUGGUUCUGAUGAAUCAAGGUUAUCUUCAAGAAGCCUAUUUGUGGACCAAACAAGUUUUGGCCAUCAUGGAGAAGUCUAUGGUCUUACUCAGAGAAGUCACGGAUGGCUCCCUCUAUGAAGGAGUUGCCUAUGGUAGCUAUACCACCAGAUCCCUCUUUCAGUACAUGUUCCUGGUACAGAGGCAUUUUGAUAUCAACCACUUUAAUCAUCCUUGGCUUAAGCAACACUUUGCAUUCAUGUACAGAACAGUCCUUCCAGGUUUUCAAAGAACAGUGGCAAUUGCAGACUCAAAUUACAACUGGUUUUAUGGGCCAGAAAGUCAGUUGGUCUUUCUAGAUAAAUUUGUCAUGCGUAAUGGCAGUGGCAAUUGGCUGGCAGAUCAGAUUCGACAGAACAGAGUGAUAGAAGGUCCAGGAACAGCAUCAAAAGGGCAGCGCUGGUGUACCUUGCACACUGAAUUUCUCUGGUACGAAGCCAGCUUGGGUUCUGUACCCCCACCAGACUAUGGAACCCCAACACUGCAUUAUUUUGAGGACUGGGGUGUUGUGACUUAUGGAAGUGCCUUGCCUGCAGAGAUCAAUAGACCUUUCCUUUCCUUCAAGUCAGGAAAACUUGGAGGACGUGCAAUCUAUGACAUUGUCCACAGAAACAAGUACAAAGAAUGGAUCAAAGGAUGGAGAAAUUUUAAUGCUGGCCAUGAGCAUCCUGAUCAGAACUCAUUUACUUUUGCUCCCAAUGGUGUGCCUUUCAUCACGGAGGCUCUCUAUGGGCCAAAGUACACCUUCUUCAACAAUGUGCUAAUGUUUGCCCCUGCAGUAUCAAAAAGCUGCUUCUCUCCCUGGGAGGGUCAGGUCACAGAAGACUGUUCAUCAAAGUGGUCAAAGUACAAACAUGACUCGGCUGCCCACUGUCAGGGGAGAGUGGUGGCUGCUCUAGAGAAGGAGGGAGUGGUUUUUAUACGAGGGGAAGGAGUGGGGGCCUACAAUCCUCAGCUAAAACUGAAAAAUUUCCAGAGGAACCUAAUUCUCUUGCACCCUCAGCUCCUCCUCCUUGUGGACCAAAUCCACCUGGAAGAAGACAGUCCUCUAGAGACAGCGGCAAGCUUUUUUCACAAUGUGGAUGUCCCUUUUGAAGAGAUUGUCGUGGAUGGUGUCCACGGGGCUUGCAUUAAGCAGCGAGACGGUAUAUAUAAAAUGUAUUGGAUGGAUGAUACUGGCUAUAGUGAGAAAGCAACCAUUGCUUCAGUGACUUACCCCCGGGGAUAUCCGUACAAUGGAACAAACUAUGUGAAUGUCACUACACACCUCCGGAGUCCCAUCACCAAGGUAGCCUAUCUUUUCAUAGGACCUUCUAUCGAUGUUCAAAGCUUCAACCUCCAUGGAGAUGCUCAACAACUAGAUGUAUUUAUAGCCACUAGUGACCAUGCUUACGCAGUUUACCUUUGGACAGGUGAGGCCACUGGACAAACAGCCUUUGCACAUGUCAUUGCAGAUCACCAAAAGAUUAUUUUUGAUCAGUCUGCCAUCAUUAAGAGCUCUCCUGUGUCUGAAGUAAAGGACUAUGCCGGAAUUGUAGAACGCAGUCUCCAGCAUUUCAAGCCAGUUUUCCAGCAGCUAGAGAAGCAGAUCUUGUCCCGCGUCCGUAACACAGCUAGCUUUCGAAAGACUGCUGAGCGCCUGCUGAGAUUUUCAGAUAAGAGACAGACAGAGGAAGCUAUCGAUAGGAUAUUUGCAAUCUCUCAGCAGCAGCAGCAGCAGCAGAGAAAACAGCAGCUACAAGGCAAGGCAAAAAAGAACCGAAGGCCAGCCAGGCGCUACAAGUUCAUUGAUGCCGUCCCUGACAUUUUUGCACAGAUUGAAGUAAAUGAGAAAAAGAUCCGACAGAAAGCUCAGAUUUUGGCACAGAAAGAAUUGCCCAUAGAUGAAGAUGAAGAAAUGAAAGACCUUUUAGAUUUUGCUGAUGUCUCUUAUGUGAAACACAAAAUUGGGGUACCAUUCAGAGGCCAGUUUGGGCAGGCCCAGAUGGUGACAACUGCCCGAAGCAGGGCCCCCUCAAUAUCUGCUUCCUAUACCAGGCUUUUCCUCAUUCUGAACAUUGCUAUUUUCUUUGUCAUGCUAGCAAUGCAACUGACUUACUUUCAGAGGGCCCAGAGUCUACAUGGUCAAAGAUGUGUCUAUGCUAUCCUUCUGGUUGAUAGUUGCAUCUUACUUUGGUUGUACUCUUCUUGUUCCCAAUCGCAGUGCUAGUCAUGCUACUGUGAACUGCCCAACCAUUCUGUGAUCCCUGGAAUCUAUGCAAAAUUCAAAUACUCCUAAGAGGAUGCUAAUUUGGGGAGUGGUUUUAGUUUUCUCAUUUGCAUUCCAGGAAAUCUGCGAUCAGGAGAAAGAGAAAGAUCUUUUUAGGAAGCACAGACAGACAGACAGACAAAGGCAGAAAUAGAGACAGAAACAGUAAGACUUAAGGCAUAACCUCUCAGAAAAUGAAGACUCAUUUGAUGAUCCACAGCAUCUGGAAAAGUGCUUUACUUUGCUAAUGACAACAGUGAAAGGAUGAUUACUUUUAAUUGAAACAGAAAGUCCAGAAUUAAGUAAUUAUCAUACUUUUUCUGAACCACAGCAUAAAAAAGAGGGAGGGAACUGAUUUUAAAAUUGGUUUUGUAUCUUGAAUUUGAUCUUCAGACAUUGUUCCAUGACUGCCAGAGAGCUUUUAAAUUUUGAAACACAAUUUCUGUUGCAGCACAAAAUAAUUCCCCUGGAGGUAGUCUCAAUAAGUGCUUUAAUUAGGUCAUUUUAUUGGAUCAUACCUUUAAAUCAGGAAAGGAUCUUAGAGCUCUUCUAGUCUUAUCCCCUUCCCUUCUUCUUGCAGAUGAGAAAACUGAAGCCCAGGGGAAGAAAGUAACAUAUCCAAGGUGAUAUAGGGAGUUAGUGGCAGAGCCCUAUGAGAUUCAAACUCAGGUUUUAUGAUUCCAAAUCCAACACUCUUUUACACAUCCACUUUAACCAAUAUUACUGCUUAUUAUGUGCACACCACUGGGUUAUACACUGGGGAAAAGAAAAAGAAAACAGUCCCUGAUUUCAAUGAGGUGAUAUUCUCCAGUGGAUACAAUACAUAAACGUAUAAAUAUGUAUAUAUACAUAUGUAUAUAGAUAUAUAGAUAUAUAUACACACAUAUAUGUAUAUAUGCUAUAUAUGUUGGCAUACAUAUGUAGGAAUAUACACAUAGGUAAAUACAAACAUUCACAUCUUGUGUUAAUAUUCAGAUGUGCAAAAGAGAGUACCAUAGUACCAAAAAAACCUUAGAAUAUUUUCCCCCCAGAGGCCGGAAAAAUUUUUCAGUGGCAUAAAUUUGCACAUUCAUAUACAUACAGAAACACAUGCACACAAACACCUGACAAACACUUCUCAAAUUUCCAAGUAUAGUUUGAGAUGAUUUUUUUUAUCUGAUUCACUAUCAGAAUAGGAGGUUUAAUUGGAACUAAAAGUUGUUUGAUCAUGCUAUUCUUUGUAUGGGGUGGGGGGAGUUAUCAGCUAAAAGGAUAAAGGGAACAAACAUUUGUGUGUAGUUUUCCACACCAAAGAAUUUGAGAAGCAAACUAUUAUAUAUGAUGGUUAUGUUUCUAAUAAGGGAAGAAUCAUGCUUUCCUUCAAGUUUAUUUUGCUAAAUAAACAGAUGAUUAUUGUCUCCAUUUUUAUAUUAUCUUGUCUUUAUUAUAUAGAAGGGUCAUAUAAGAUGUACAACUUUUUUCCUCCAUUCUUCAAAAAUUUGUGUUUUGUUACAAUUUCAUUUCAAGUAGAUUCCAAUUAGUGCAAAUGAUGAAUACCAUGAAAUAGGUGAAUGUAGUCAGAUUCACACUAUUUGGGGUUAUAAUUAUGUAAGGUAACUGGAACCAAUUUAGUGGAACUAUACAGUGCAAAUUUAAAUAAUACAACCACUUAAUAGUAUCUAAUAUUUGUUCUAAUUGAGAUCUGCUAGUAACUAAAGGGCUGAGAUUUUAUGCAAUAUAGUUAUCACAGAAUCAAAUCACAUUCUGUUGUAUUUCCUUUUGACACAAAUAUUCUGGACUGUGAUCUUUAACCUUUAAUGUGAACAUCAAGGAAUGAGAUUGAUAAGAAAUGUCAAACAUUAAAAUUUAUGUGAAAUGUAAAAA